This is a messenger RNA of Sciurus carolinensis (gray squirrel), 2906 nucleotides long. It is a transcript of the gene Tpx2, whose product is annotated as TPX2 microtubule nucleation factor. Gene Ontology annotation, biological process: regulation of mitotic spindle organization; activation of protein kinase activity. NCBI's taxonomy places the organism in Eukaryota, Metazoa, Chordata, Mammalia, Rodentia, Sciuridae. The record is from RefSeq and is a predicted model, not a curated record. Gene Ontology annotation, cellular component: spindle; microtubule. The transcript has 18 exons. The coding region runs from base 295 to 2541 and encodes 748 amino acids.
GGGCCUCUCUAAAAUGUUGAGUCUGACCUUGAACUUGUGAUCCCCCGGUCUCAGCUUCUGGAGUCACUGGGAUUAUGGUGUAUGUUAUAGCACCUGACUCAUCCUUUGGUCUUGGUAGUUCUUAACAAGAAGUGUCUGCCAGACUUCAAGAUUUCAGGAAAGAGUAUAUUGCAACUUUAAUUCAAGCCUUUAGGCAAGUGGACUGACAGACCCAUUAAACCACAGAAGGUGACCUAUUGAGAAAAGUGAUACAAAUAUUGGAAAAAACCUGCUCUUCUGAAUUAAGGGUGGACAAUGUCACAAGUUAAAACCACCUACUCUUUUGAUGCUCCUACGGACUUCAUUAAUUUUACAUCUUUGGAUGAUGAGGAAGAUUCUGAAAACAUAGAUUCAUGGUUUGAUGAGAAGGCCAAUUUGGAGAACAAGUAUCCUGGGAAGAAUGGGACAGGAGAGCUUUUUCAGGGCAAAACUUCUGUGAAAAAGACUAAUCUUCAGCAAGCUAAUGACACACCUUUGAGAGCAGUUGACAACAUUUAUUACAAAGAGGCUGAAAAAGAAAAUCUUAUGGAACAUUCCAUUCCAUCAAAUGCUUGUUCUUCCCUGGAAAUUGAGAAAGCCAUAUCAAGAAAUACUCCAGCCCAGCCUCCAAGAAGAUCUGUUAGACUCUCUGCUCAGAAGGAUUUGGAGCAAAAAGAAAAACACCAUGUUCAAAUGAAAGCAAAGAGAUGUGCCACUCCUGUAAUCAUCAGUGAAAUUCCACCUUCCAAAAGAAUGAGAGUUUCUACCAAUAAAAAGAAACCUGAGGAAGAGGAAGAAGGCGUUUCUCAAGAUGCUUCUCAAAAGACUGAAUCUUCCCCAGAGAAAGUCAAGGGCAGACAUACUGUGACUUGCGCACCACUCAUAAAGCAGAAGGUUUUAAAAAGUACUGAGGAGCAAGAGUUGGAGAAGAGAAUGAAAAUGCAGCAGGAAGUGGUGGAGAUGCGGAAAAAGAAUGAAGAAUUUAAGAAACUUGCUCUUGCAGGAGCAGGGCAACCUGUGAAGAAAUCAGUGAGCCAGGUAACCAAAUCAGUUGACUUCCACUUCCGCACAGAUGAGCGGAUCAAACAGCAUCCUAAGAACCAAGAGGAGUAUAAGGAAGUAAACUUUAUAUCUGAACUUCGAAAGCAUCCUUCCUCUCCUGCUCGAGUGGCUAAGGGAUGUACCAUUACAAAGCCUUUUAACCUGUCCCAAGGAAAGAAGAGAACAUUUGAUGAAGCAGCUUCUACAUAUGUGCCCCUGGCACAGCAAGUUGAAGCCUUCCAUAAACGAACCCCUAAUAGAUAUCAUUUGAGGAGCAAGAAGGACGAUUUUAGUGUGUUACCCUCCAAAUCUUCUGCGACCAAGAUUUCCAGAGACCCGCAGACUCCCCUACUACAAACCAAAUAUCGUGCAAGGCCUGUGACCUGCAAAAGUGCAGCAGAACAGGAGGCUGAGGAGCUUGAGAAACUGCAACAAUACAAAUUCAAAGCACGGGAACUUGAUCCCAGAAUUCUUGAAGGUGGACCCAUCUUGCCCAAGAAACCACCUGUGAAACCACCCACUCAGCCUAUUGGCUUUGAUUUGGAAAUUGAGAAAAGAAUUCAGGAGCGAGAGUCAAAGAAGAAAUCAGAGGACGAAUGCUUUGAAUUUCAUUCCAGACCUUGUCCAACUAAGAUCUUGGAAGAUGUUGUGGGUGUUCCUGAAAAGAAGGUACUUCCAAUCACUGUCCCCAAGUCACCAGCUUUUGCAUUGAAAAACAGAAUCCGAAUACCAACCAAAGAGGAUGAGGAAGAGGAUGAACAGGCAGUGAUAAGAGCUCAACCUGUACCACAUUAUGGGGUGCCUUUUAAGCCCCAAAUCCCAGAGGCAAGAACUGUGGAAAUGUGCCCUUUCUCCUUUGAUUCUCGAGACAAAGAACGACAGUUGCAGAAGGAGAAGAAAAUAAAAGAACUACAGAAAGGGGAGGUGCCCAAGUUUAAGGCACUUCCUGUGCCUCAUUUUGACACCAUUAACUUGCCAGAGAAGAAGGUGAAAAAUGUGACUCAGACUGAGCCUUUCUGCUUGGAGACUGACAAAAGAGGUGCUCUUAAGGCACAGAUAUGGAAGCACCAGCUGGAGGAAGAACUGAAACAACAGAAAGAAGCAGCUUGCUUCAAGGCUCGUCCAAAUACUAUCACCUCCCAGGAGCCCUUUAUUCCUAAGAAAGAGAAAAAAUCCGUUGCUGAGGGCCUUUCUGGUUCUCUAGUUCAGGAACCUUUUCAGCUGGCCACUGAGAAGAGAGCCAGGGAGCGGCAGGAGCUGGAAAAGAGAAUGGCUGAGGUAGAAGCCCAGAAAAUCCAGCAGCUGGAGGAGGCCAGGCAACAGGAAGAAGAGCAGAGGAAGGAAGAGCUGGCCAGGCUACGGAAAGAACUGGUGCACAAGGCAAAUCCAAUACGCAAGUACCAGGCUGUGGAGGUAAAGUCAAGUGACCAGCCUCUGACAGUGCCCGUAUCUCCUAAGUUCUCCACUCGAUUCCACUGCUGAACUCCGCUGUGAGCUGCAGAUGCUGCUUGGCAGCAGGAGCUGCUCCUUAUGUCACACCAGGCAUGGGCUUACCUACCCAUGCCUAACAGAGUAUACCUGACAACUAUGGACUCCAAUUUUGUUGAGAAUUGUUUUUGUAAACUUUUGGGGCUAAUAAUGUGACUCGAUUCAUCUAUGCCUCCAUCAAACUCCUUCUAGUUAUUUCCUUACAACCAUCAGUUGACCUUUAGUAUUGGUCUUAACUCUGACUAGGAUUUCAGGUCUCUGUGUCAGCACAGUGCAAUUUCUAUUUCCCUUUAUCCCCUCCUUUUUUAUAUAUAUAUAUGUGUGUGUUUUAACCAGAAAAUAAAGUAGUUAAAUCCUCA